This is a messenger RNA of Closterium sp. NIES-65, 744 nucleotides long. The record is from the annotation of a GenBank genome assembly. NCBI's taxonomy places the organism in Eukaryota, Viridiplantae, Streptophyta, Zygnematophyceae, Desmidiales, Closteriaceae.
AUGGCAGGUGGUGAUGAGGCUUUGGAGCAGAGUGUUGGGGGCACAGCCAGGGCAGCGCGCGUAAGCGGGCAGCAAGGAGUGCAGUGCUGCAGGGGGCGGCCGUCCUCCUCUACCUCUCCCUUCCUCCCUUCCUCCAUCUCUUUGCCUCACUACCCUCUUUACCCUCUCUGUUGCCCGUCCUCCCUUCCUCCCGUCCUCCCUUCCUCCCGUCCUCCCUUCAUCUCAUCCGCCCAUCAUCUCAUCCCCCCAUCAUCUCAUCCCCCCAUCAUCUCAUCCGCCCAUCAUCUCAUCCCCCCAUCAUCUCAUCCCCCCAUCAUCUCAUCCCCCCAUCAUCUCAUCCCCCCAUCAUCACAUCCCCCCAUCAUCUCAUCCGCCCAUCAUCUCAUCCCCCCAUCAUCUCAUCCGCCCAUCAUCUCAUCCCCCCAUCAUCUCAUCCCCCCAUCUUCUCAUCCCCCCAUCAUCUCAUCCGCCCAUCAUCUCAUCCGCCCAUCAUCUCAUCCCCCCAUCAUCUCAUCCCCCCAUCAUCUCAUCCCCCCUUCAUCUCAUCCCCCCAUCAUCUCAUCCGCCCAUCAUCUCAUCCCCCCAUCAUCUCAUCCGCCCACCAUCUCAUCCGCCCUUCCUCUGUGUCUCCCUUGCUCAUUUUCUGCCUCCGUGCAUUCUUUGUUCCCCACCGUGCAUCAGAGUUUGUGGUUCGUGUCUAUGCAGGUCUGCCAUGCAUCCAGUCGUGAUGAGUAUAGGGUUUGA